Molecule: messenger RNA, 1414 nt
Organism: Strongylocentrotus purpuratus (purple sea urchin)
Lineage: Eukaryota; Metazoa; Echinodermata; Echinoidea; Camarodonta; Strongylocentrotidae
Exons: 3
Coding region: 334-1077 (247 amino acids)
Molecular function (GO): RNA binding
Source: RefSeq, a predicted model, not a curated record
CCAUUUCGGGUUAAGGUUUUAAACGAUUACCACCGGUGAAUUUUAAGCCGAUAAAGAGAAAUAAACGCUACGCUACAAUUUGCAGGAUAUCUUUAUUCAUUGCAUAAGUUCCGUAAUGUAUAUAGCUGUGUUCCAUUUUUUUGGAGGAAUUGUGAAAAACCCUAGUUGCUUCUAGACGACUAUAUACCAUAAUAAUUCUGAAAUCAGUCGCUCUCGCGAAUAUCCACCGGAAAACAAUAGACUUUGUCGCCUGACGCUUCGGCGCAGAUUAUUGUAGUGCAGCGCAUCGUCGCCGUCGUGAGCAGUUCAGUUGCAGAUUGAAUUGAAGUUGGCAUGGCAGCUUUUCUUUAUCAGUUAUCAUCUCUCGUAUUCAAGGGGAAAUCACCGUUUCUAUUAUUUCCACUCAACUACAAACUUGUUAACUUUCACUCCAUGUUCUCUGCACGUUCUACUGCUAAAUUGUUGCCUUCCCAAAUGAAAGGGCAAUGCAGAAAACUUGAGAAGAGUGCUCCAACAAAACACAACAAUAUCGCCUGGACUGACCAACAUCAAUUUUUGGCAGUUGAACAUUCAGCAUUUCAAAACCAGUGUGUGUGCUAUUAUUCAAAGAAGACGAAGUCAAAACAAAAACCUGUCAAGAGAGGUGUGGACUCAGAUGAUGAAACUGACGAUGAGGAGGAGAAGGUUGACAGCGACGUUGAUGAUUCUGAAGAAGAAGAUGAGAUUGAUGGUGCCAAGAAAGACUGGAAAGAUUUGAAGAUGAAUGUUCCAUCUUUGAGGAUAGAUGCUGUCUUGAGCUCUGGUCUUGGAGUAUCUAGAAAGAAAAUUGAGGAAGCAUUUCUCAAAGCUAAACUGCGACACAACGGCAAGAAAGUGAUGAAAAAGAGUCGACAGGUACAAGAAGGAGAUGUCUUGGAUGUCGUGAAAGAAGACCGCAUCACCAACAAAGAAGGAAAACUCAUCAUGCUCGUGAUGAGGGUGGAGAUGAAGAAAAUCAAAGAAGAGAAAACACCAUCAGAUAGGACGCCUGUAAAGCUACGUAGGUGGAAGCACUUAGAACUACCUAGAGAAAAGUGAUUCAUCUGUGUUGCUUUGUAUCUUUUUAGCAGUAACUGAUUUUCAUUUUAAACUCCCUGGCAUCUACCAUACAGUUUUCUUACUAUUCUUGUAGACAAUCACAGCCCCAUAGACCUUCCAGCUUUCAUUAGAUGUUGUAUUUUUUCCUUCUGAAACCUUCAUGUCAUCCCUGCAUGGUUGUAACUGUCCCAGAUUAUCCAAUUCUAUAUUUUAUCUAAUAUUUUACCCUUCUACUGUACUUGGGUGUCAAAAUAAGUGUUGUGAAUUCUAAAGAUAGUAUUCAUGGAACCAUAUUUUAUCCAGCUCAACAAUUAAACAAUAUUUUUCUGCCUGGAAA